Molecule: messenger RNA, 1146 nt
Organism: Hymenoscyphus albidus
Lineage: Eukaryota; Fungi; Ascomycota; Leotiomycetes; Helotiales; Helotiaceae
Source: the annotation of a GenBank genome assembly
GUCUCUGGAAGUCUAGGUUCGCUUAUUAAGCAACCGAAGGCACUUGGACCUCAGGGAAGCGGAGCUAGUCCCUUUCUAGAGGCCUAGCUCUACAGACUUGGGAACCUUAGCUCCCCAUCAAAAAAUCGCAUCAGAUAUCCAAACAACCUCCAGCGAACAAAAAAGUCCCAUCUAACAAAUAGCCGUUUUACGACAAGAAAGGGUUUCUGCGAACGAAUCUCUACAAAGCGCGCAUUCCCACGCGAAGCCCCUACAGCCGCGGUCGCGAUCCUCACAUCUCUUCUCACCACUCGCCACUCAAAAUAUGGCCAACUAUCUCGCGUCCAUCUUCGGAACAGAGGCCGACAAAGUCAACUGCUCCUUUUACUACAAAAUCGGUGCCUGUCGCCAUGGCGAUCGCUGCUCAAGAAAGCACGUCAAGCCCUCAUAUUCGCAAACUAUCCUCCUCCCCAACCUCUACCAGAACCCCGCGUACGACCCAAAGAACAAGAUGAACGCCAGCCAGCUGCAGAACCACUUUGACGCAUUCUACGAGGAUUUCUGGUGCGAGAUGUGUAAAUUUGGGGAGAUUGAAGAGGUGGUAGUUUGUGAUAACAAUAAUGACCGUAUGUCUUUCCCCCUUUGGUUACCCAACAAUCAUGCAAAAAUACUAACACUGGGAUUCUCUAGAUCUUAUUGGAAAUGUUUAUGCGCGAUUCAAGUACGAGGACUCCGCUCAAAAGGCAUGCGAUGCGCUCAAUAGCCGGUGGUACGCCGCGCGCCCUAUCUACUGCGAACUUUCGCCCGUUACAGAUUUUCGAGAAGCCUGCUGUAGGUUGAACAGCGGAGAGGGAUGUGUUCGAGGGGGCUUCUGUAAUUUCAUCCACAGGAAGAAUCCCAGUGCAGAGUUGGAUCGCGAGCUGGAGUUGAGCACGAAGAAGUGGUUGAAGAUGCGUGGUCGCGACGAGAGAAGUCAGAGCAGAAGUCCUAGCCCGGAGCCGACGAGAAAGAGAUAUGCUUAGAAAGGGAAUGGAAUGGAAGUAGAAUGCACGCGUGGACUAGAUUGGGAGAAGUGGGGAGAAGAAUUUGAGGCUACGAAAAUGCUUAUGGAUCCCGGCAGAAUUUGUGACAAUGUCUGGCGUCCAAGGAAUCUGCAUGAGGAACGAA